AUGAUUGCACUCGACGGCGCUACCCUGGAGGGAGGCGGUCAACUGGUACGCGUAGCGUUGGCCUUAUCUGCCAUCCGAUGCAUUCCAAUUCGUAUCGAGAACAUUCGCGCCGGACGUGCCAGUCGUAAUGCGGUGGGAGGACUCAAGGAAUCGCACCUUGCGGCCCUGAAUUGGCUCGCCGAUGCUUGUCGUGCCAAACUUUCUGACGUCGCUGUCGGCUCGCAGAGCUUCACGUUUCGACCGUUGAUGCGAAGAGCCCAGACGAUUGUCAACUUGCCAGCCAAGUCAACAAUAGAGCUUAAGAAGCCUGGGAGUGUCUGGCUCAUACUCCAAGCUAUCCUGCCUUUCAUAGUCUUCAGCACGAACCUUCCGCUAUUGGAGCUUACCAUCAAAGGCGGCACGAAUGUCAGCAGCAGCAUGAGUGGCGAGUAUGUCCAGCAGGUCCUAAUUCCCACCCUGGAUCGGUUAGGGCUACCGAAAAUUGAAGUCGCAAUUCCUCGUCGUGGCUGGGCUGAUGGGAUCGAUGGCGUUGGGGAGGCCUCUAUCCGUGUGUCUCGACCGACAGCGACUGCUUUCAGGCUCUCUAGCUUCGACCUGGUAGAGCGUGGCGACAUUACAAGCCUCUCGGUCACCAUUCUAGCACACUCUCGCUCGUUCGCAGACGCGAUAUUCUCGGCCAUCGGGAGGACGCUGGCUGCUUACGCACUACUCGACAAUCCCCUUCCAACACCAAGCCUCAACUUCAAACAGUCAGGCUCCAGCUCACGGACCUAUGUCCUCAUCGUAGCACAUACUUCCGAAGGGUACCGUCUUGGACGGGAUGUUCUAUAUGGACGAAAAGUCAAGAACGUCGGUGUAGAGGCCGCCCUGGCAGAGACCAUCGCGAACGACGUCGUGAGACAGAUUGCGAGAGAGGUGCACAGCGGCAGUUGCGUUGAUGAGUACAUGGAAGACCAACUCGUGAUCUGGCAGGCAUUGGCUACAGGAGGAUCUCGGGUAGACUCCUCCAGUGCCGGACAAGAGGCAAAUAGCGAAGACUCGUCGGUACAGAGUGCUCCACAGGUCUUAGGCCACAGAAACAGCAAGCACAGUGUUAAGCAGAGAAAAGCAGGAGCGAAGGGAAAAUCAAAGCCCGGAAAUAGCAACGAGCGAGACGUGUCCGAGAGAAUGGCCAACCUCGACAUUGGCGGUCAGGAGGACUCCAGUGACAUGAACGGCGAUAAUGGAGGCUCUCUACAUACUCGCACCGUGCGCUGGGUGUGCGAACAGAUGCUAGGGGACGUCGGAGUCAAGUUUACACCAGGCGGGCGCUGCACAGGUCUCCCCGAAACUGGGAGCGGUGCUAAGAUCGAGGACGACUAA
Molecule: messenger RNA, 1362 nt
Organism: Cyphellophora attinorum
Lineage: Eukaryota; Fungi; Ascomycota; Eurotiomycetes; Chaetothyriales; Cyphellophoraceae
Product: RNA 3'-terminal phosphate cyclase
Exons: 1
Coding region: 1-1362 (453 amino acids)
Biological process (GO): RNA processing
Cellular component (GO): nucleus
Molecular function (GO): RNA-3'-phosphate cyclase activity
Source: RefSeq, a predicted model, not a curated record